CAAAAUAUAUUAGUGUGCAUGCAAGCUACAGAUUUGCAUUUCAGAAUUGCAAGGAACAUUCCAAUGAUAUUUACUCCCCCAUCGUUAUGUGAUGCAUUCCAGUGCUGAUUGAUGUCUUCUCAUAUUUUGCCUUGAAGAUUGUUUGGGUACAAUGUUUGAAACGCCUUUACAAGAUCUAAAUAUUUCCGGAGUGUUUGAUGACAGAAUUAAUCUUAUAACAAGCUAGAUGGAGUUGAAGGAAAACUUUAUCCCACGAUGGCUUAAACCACAGGACUUUAAAUAUUAUCAACGUCUCUGAAAACUGCUGUCAACAUGGGUGCUCUGGGUGAAAGGAGAAUUAAAGCACACGGCAAAAUUUAACAGAAACAAUUUAUAGUUUCAACGCUUAAUUCCUCUGAAAAUAAGACUCCAGAUUAUUGACACGCACAGCCAUGGAUUCAAGGGAUAUGUAUUUAAAAAACCACCAGAAAUUAAUGAGAAUUCUAUUCUGUCUGGAAACUAAUUUCUGUUGAUUGGAUUUUGGGUGACUGAGUUUAAUGUCUAUUUUGCUAGAUUUUUUUGAAGAACACUUUAGAUGGAAAUGCUGACUGGUAAUGGUACUGAGUGUAAUGUAGAUGCCACAUUUGUGAAUAACAUUUAUGCUAUCACUUACACUAUUAUAUUGAUCCCUGGUUUAAUUGGAAAUGUUCUUGCUCUAUGGAUCUUUUAUGCUUACAUCAAGGAGACUAAGCGAGCCGUAAUAUUUAUGAUUAAUCUUUCCAUUGCUGAUUUAAUGCAAGUUCUUUCUCUGCCAUUGAGGAUAUUUUAUUACCUGAAUCAGUCAUGGCCUUUCAGCCAUUUUGUCUGUAUGUUUUGUUUCUAUUUAAAAUAUGUAAAUAUGUACGCAAGCAUAUUUUUCUUAGUGUGCAUUAGUGUUAGAAGGUUUUUGUAUGUCAUUUAUCCUUUUAAAUGGAAUGACCGAAAGCGAGUCUGUGAUGUGUAUAUCAGUGUGGCUGGCUGGAUAACUGUAUGUGUCAGCUGUUUGCCAUUCCCCUUGCUAAGAGUCAGCAAUGACACAACUACAAAUGACCGCUGUUUUGUGGAUCUUCCCCUGGUGGACAUUGGGAUGAACAACUCUGUGUUGUUGGUGACAUUAGCUGAACUCUUUGGAUUUGUGACUCCACUGCUUAUCGUCUUGUAUUGUUCCUGGAGGACUGUAAUGUCACUGAGAGAGCCAGACUCAAUUUCUCAGGACCUUGGAGAAAAGAAGAAAGCUCUGAAGAUGAUCUUGACAUGUGCUGUGGUAUUUUUGAUCUGUUUUGCUCCUUAUCAUUUUAGCUUUCCCUUAGACUUUCUAGUAAAAGCCAAUAAAAUAACUCAGUGCAAGCAGAGAAAGGCUAUCCUAACAUUACAUCCAGUGGCCUUAUGUCUUGCCAGCUUGAACUCCUGUCUAGAUCCUGUCAUCUAUUACUUUACAACAGAUGAAUUUAAAAGAAGACUAUCAAGGCAAGAUAUACAAGACAGUAAUGAGCUUCAGAUGUACUGCAAUAAAGUGUUCAUAAAGAGAAAUUCAAGACCAGAACUUUAGCUUUUAUGUUUUAGUACUUCACAUCAAACCUGUCGUCAGUCAAAUUUGAUACCAGACAGAAUUCGAUGCACCUACAUGAAUUUCACAUUUUGUAAUGGGAUGUGUACUGUGACCUGCCUGCUGAUUUGUGUCUCUGAAGACUACUGAUGAACACAGCUACUACUGAAGCAAUCUUGGCUCAGCUGAUAGGAUUACCCCUAAAACUUGUUUAAAAUUAAAAAAAAAAAAAAAUUCAGAGCAAAAAUACAAUUUUUUGGAACUUCAUAAGAAAAAUUAUAAACAUUUUCUUAAAUUCAGCAAAUAUCAAGGAUUUGUGAAUUAUUUAUUAUUGCUGUUUGUGGAUCAUUCACAGCCUGGUUACCUGGUUAACCUUGUUAAGCUGACAAUUGUCAUUUAUAGGUCAUGCUAUGAUUUUUGACAAUGUUAAAAAUAAGCUACAGGUAUUGGACCUGGGGUUUUCCGGAUAAGGUUGUCUAUGGAAGAUGGCCUUUCUGUCAUUUGGAACUUUCUGGAUAACGGGUUUCCGGAUAAGGGAUCCCAUACCUGUAUUUCUAUUAAUUACGAAUGAUGGACUUAUAUUCAGAAAUCGGCUCAUUGUGUGUGUAGAAAUGAGCACAUUCAUGUAAAGCAAUUUUAUGCUUUAAAUAUAAAAUUCACUUUUUUUAAAUCACUCCUUAACUUUGAAUUAUUUUUGUAUAUAAUACCUAUAAUUUAAAUGUGAAGUAGACAAACCAGGCAACAUUUUGUUCUUUAAAAUAGGAUUUAAGAUUACUUUUGACUGUACAUAUGAGAGCUAACAUUGUAAAUCAUUUAUGUGUCUGAUAAUUAAGUUUGU
Xenopus tropicalis (tropical clawed frog) is the source of this 2402-nucleotide messenger RNA. RefSeq names its product G protein-coupled receptor 174 (gene gpr174). The transcript is spliced from 2 exons. The coding region runs from base 575 to 1567 and encodes 330 amino acids. Gene Ontology annotation, biological process: signal transduction; G protein-coupled receptor signaling pathway. Gene Ontology annotation, molecular function: G protein-coupled receptor activity. The record is from RefSeq and is a predicted model, not a curated record. NCBI's taxonomy places the organism in Eukaryota, Metazoa, Chordata, Amphibia, Anura, Pipidae. Gene Ontology annotation, cellular component: membrane; plasma membrane.